This is a messenger RNA of Orycteropus afer afer, 2908 nucleotides long. It is a transcript of the gene NAA30, whose product is annotated as N-alpha-acetyltransferase 30, NatC catalytic subunit. Gene Ontology annotation, cellular component: NatC complex. The record is from RefSeq and is a predicted model, not a curated record. Gene Ontology annotation, biological process: N-terminal peptidyl-methionine acetylation. Gene Ontology annotation, molecular function: protein-N-terminal amino-acid acetyltransferase activity. Lineage: Eukaryota; Metazoa; Chordata; Mammalia; Tubulidentata; Orycteropodidae.
UACCCGGGGUAACAGCCGGGGCGCUUUACGGCGGCGGCGACUGAGUGUGAGCCUUGGCGGCGGUGGAGGCGGCCGCGGUGGCGAAGGAGGCGGCGGCGGCCGAGGAGGAAGAGGAGAGGCGGUGGCGGCGGCAGGGACCGGUGCGGGGAUGGCGGAGGUACCGCCUGGGCCUAGCAGCCUCCUCCCACCGCCAGCACCUCCGGCCCCGGCGGCGGCCGAGCCCCGCUGUCCCUUCCCGGUGGGGGCCGCCCCCGCCUGUUGCAGCGAGGACGAGGAGGACGACGAAGAGCACGAAGGCGGCGGCGGCAGGAGUCCGGCAGGCGGCGAGGCGGUGGCGGCGGCAGCGGCAGCCAAGAGGCAUCCGUGCCUUCGCUGCCCUCAGCCGCCGCAGGAGCAGCAGCAGCUCAACGGAUUAAUUAGCCCCGAACUGCGGCACCUCGGGUCGGCUGCUUCCCUCAAGAGCAAGGUCCUGAGCGCGGGCGAAGCAGCCACGACUCCGGUCACCCCCGACGGGGGCCCCAAAGUGACUGCAACAAAAGGAGCCGGGCUACACCCGGGCGAGAGUCCCCCUCACUCCUUCCCCAGUAAUGCAAGAACUGCGCUCCCCAGCCCGGCAGAGGCAGCGACGGCGAGCAGCCCCGCCGCGACCCGCAAUGGACUGGCCGAGGGCACCGCGCAGGAGGAGGAAGACGACGAGCAGGUGGAGCUGCUGUCUUCGUCCCUGACUGCCGGCUGCAGUUUAAGAAGUCCCUCGGGCAGGGAGGUUGAGCCUGGGGAGGAUCGGACGAUACGAUAUGUCCGAUAUGAAUCCGAGUUACAAAUGCCCGAUAUCAUGAGACUGAUCACCAAAGAUCUGUCUGAACCCUACUCCAUUUAUACCUAUAGAUAUUUUAUCCACAACUGGCCACAGCUGUGCUUCUUGGCAAUGGUAGGGGAGGAGUGUGUAGGUGCCAUCGUUUGCAAGUUGGAUAUGCACAAAAAGAUGUUCCGCAGAGGUUAUAUAGCCAUGUUAGCUGUGGAUUCCAAAUACAGGAGAAAUGGCAUUGGUACUAACUUGGUUAAGAAAGCUAUAUAUGCCAUGGUUGAAGGAGACUGUGAUGAGGUUGUUUUGGAAACAGAAAUAACAAAUAAAUCUGCUUUGAAACUUUAUGAAAAUCUUGGUUUUGUUCGAGAUAAGAGGCUGUUCAGAUACUAUUUAAAUGGAGUUGAUGCACUGCGACUUAAACUGUGGCUGCGUUGAGAAAACUGACAUCAAGGAACAACUGUCCAACCACGCAGCAUCGGCCUUUGCAUGCAAUGCAAUUUGUACCGAAUUGCUUUGCAGGUGGAUUUAGUGAUCUCCAUGCAGCUCUUAUCUGUCAGUGUCUCAUUGAGUGUCGCACAAUAUUUGUUGCACUUUGGCAUGGCACAUUUGUUCUGAAUUAAAAGAGAUUGUUUCAAACUUCAAGAGUUCUUUUGGUACCAACAAGAUGUGCCAGUUGAUAGCCAAGAUUUGUUUGUUCAUUUGCAAAAUCUGCUGACAAUGUUAUUUACACAGUGAUUAUUUUAUCACAGAACCAGUAAGUGGAACAAGAUUUCUGUUCCAGAAGAAAGCCAAUGUAGAUUGUACAAAUCUCUUAGUAACAUUUCACAUGAAACCUGCCAUAAUUUUUUGGGAGGGAUGAGGGGAAAUCUUCAAUUUUAGGUUUUAUUUUUUCAAUAUUAAAUUUUCCAUCCUUGAAUAUUGGUACCUCAGUGAUUAGUGAAUGAAAAAAAAUGUAGGAUCGAGUGUGUCUUACAGUGAGUACAGAUCAUUAAAUUGUGUCUGCCAGUGCCUGUGUCGGUAAGAAUAUGUCUUCAUCUCUAGUUUUCGCAUGCAUGCUAUCUUUUCCUUUCCUUUAAGGUCUUUGCAAGCAAACUUUUAUUUUUAUUUAAAUUCUAAAUUUGAUAAUAAAUUAUUUCAGAUUUUUAUAAUUUGGAUAUGUUUUUCAGAGAGAGUGGUUUACUUUAGAAGUCCCUUCUUCCUUUACAGUAAGAAGUUGAAUUUACUUAGUAAUUCUUAGAGAAAUGGCUUAAAGGUGAUGAGAAAAUUUGAUGGAGCCAGGAGUUGCUGGGUUUUGGAUGCACUUUUUUUUUUUUUUUUUCUUUUGAGAGAGAAUUUUGGAAAGAAUAGAAAAUUAAUGUAAAUUGGUAUGAUUUUAUUUAAUCAAAAUGAUUGCUAAGCUGUGAAGGACAACUUUUUACAAAGCAUUUGGAACUUUUAUUCCCCAUUUGAUUUGGAUUCAUAUUGCUUCCUUUUCUUGAAAUGCUUCACUUUUGAUUCUUGGUCUUAGAAAUAAAUUUCAAGGUGUAUUAUAUCCAUUUUUAGCUGCUUUUAUUUUCUUUUCACUUACACAAGCUAAUUCUUGGGGAGUAUUGCUUUUCCCCCCACAGAAAAACAAAAGGGAGAGGUAGAAAUCUUUUGUGGAGUGAGUUCUGUGGGUUUUCUUGACAUCCAUCACCAUGUUCAUUAGUAGCAUUGUGUUUUGGUUAAUUUAAAAGUCAGUACAAUGUAAAAAAAUUUAAAAUUAAUUGCUUUCAGUGGAGUCAAGUAAACCUGUGUUGGAUUAUUUAUUUAACUGGAAAGCCUAGGUACCCAUCAAAAAAGAUUCAUUCUCUGUGAAAAAUGUUUUGUACAAAUCUGUGUUGUUGCUGUUUUUUAAAUUUGGAUAUGCCUUACUUCUAGGAUUUGGUUUGGACUUUGUUUUGUUUUAUGGCUAAGUACUGUAUUUUUUUAAAACCCUACCUCCAUUAACAGUUGGUAAAGGCCCCCUUUCAGGAAAGUUUGUUGUUAUUUUUAAAAGGAAAGCUGCUCCUUGCUCAGUGUAAUGUCCUGAAAGUGAACAUGGUAACAAGUAUUUUUAAACUAAAAAUACACACUUUAUAUUUG